Prunus armeniaca (apricot) is the source of this 189-nucleotide messenger RNA. Lineage: Eukaryota; Viridiplantae; Streptophyta; Magnoliopsida; Rosales; Rosaceae. The record is from the annotation of a GenBank genome assembly.
AUGAGUCCUAAAACCCUAGAGGAAGUGAAGCAAAUGAGCAACAUCCCAUAUGCCUCUGCAAUUGGGAGUCUAAUGUAUGCCAUGCUGUGCACGAGGCAUAAUAUCAGCUAUAAUGUGAGCAUCACAAGCAAAUAUCAAUCAAAUCCAGGAUCAAAACACUGGAUUGUUGUGAAGGCUGCGUUAAAGUAG